Messenger RNA from Carica papaya (papaya), 2150 nucleotides. RefSeq names its product myb-like transcription factor family protein. Gene Ontology annotation, molecular function: transcription corepressor activity. Gene Ontology annotation, cellular component: Swr1 complex; NuA4 histone acetyltransferase complex; nucleus. Gene Ontology annotation, biological process: chromatin remodeling; DNA repair; negative regulation of transcription by RNA polymerase II. NCBI's taxonomy places the organism in Eukaryota, Viridiplantae, Streptophyta, Magnoliopsida, Brassicales, Caricaceae. The record is from RefSeq and is a predicted model, not a curated record.
GCGCUCGAAUAGGAGUAUGAACCCGAGUUUCAGCCCCAAAUUCUACUUUCUUUCUCUGUGAUCGGUCGAACAAGCCCGGUUUCUUAAUCAAACCCUUUUAGGAACUAAAAUUAAAGCAAGUCAUUGUUUUACCUCACAAGUCUCAGAAUUGGCUGAUUCACGAACCUAACCCAAUAAGUGGUGCAAGUAAAACCCUAAUUUCAGCCCCAAAUUCUAAUCUUUCUCAGUGAUCGGUCGAACAAACCCGGUUUCUUAAUCAAACCAUUUUAGAAUUAAAAUUAAAGAACUCACCAUUGUUUUACCUCCCACGUCUCAGAAUUGGGUGAUUCACGAACCUAACCCAGUAAGUGGUGCAAGUAAAACCCUAGUUUUUUUUUUUCUGGUUUGCAACUUGAUUGACAUGGAUGCAAAAGACAUUCUUGGAUUACCCAAAACUCCGCUGCCGAUAACCCAAGAAAAGAAAUCACGACCCCAGAAGGACUCCCAGAGAAAACCCGAUGGCAUAUCUCGCGAGGUUUAUGCGCUUACGGGUGGUUUGGCACCUCUCAUGCCAUCAAUUGAUGUUUCUCAGUUGAAACGACGUCCAGCAUCAGACGAAAAGAUCACUUGGCAAUGGCUUCCUUUUACGAAUUCUGCUCGGAAAGAUAAUUUGCAGCUUUACCAUUGGGUGAGAGUUGUAAAUGGUGUUCCUCCAACUGGUGACUACUCCUUUGCCAAAUAUAACAAGUUGGUUGAUGUUAUCAAAUACACAGAUGAGGAGUACGAGAAGUAUUUAACUGAUCCUAUGUGGACAAAGGAAGAGACAGAUCAGUUAUUUGACUUGUGUGAAAGAUUUGAUCUCCGGUUCAUUGUGAUAGCUGAUAGGUUCCCAUCAUCUCGGACUGUUGAGGAAUUGAAGGAACGCUAUUAUAGUGUAUCAAGGGCAAUAUUGAUUGCAAGGGCUCCCUCUCCUGGGGAUGUUGCAAGUCACCCUCUUGUUAAGGAACCGUAUAACCUUUCACAAGAGAGAGAACGCAAGCGAGCAUUAUCCAUGGUACUCUCGCAGACAAAACAACAAGAGCGGAAAGAUGCUGAGGUUCUUGCUGAAGCAAAAAGAAUACAAGAGACACGCAUGGCUGCACGUGGUGCUGAAGAGCCUGAAUUGCCUGUCACAUCCAAUGCUGUUACUGAAAGUGCUGAUAAAGCUGUAGUUCCUGGAGAUACUGUAUCUCCUUCAUCCAAUGCCCAGCUUCCUGUGACAGCAGUUGCACCAUCAGCGUUAGCAGUGGCAGAUAAUGCUUCUACUCUUGCUUCUUUACGAAUGCUUUGGGUGUAUUUAAGAACUUAUGCACUUGAGCAAAUGGUGCAAGCUGCAAGCUCUUCUGUUGGCCUUCGAACUAUCAAGCGGGUUGAGCAGACUUUACAAGAUCUUGGGGUUAAUCUAAAACCAAAAGUUCCAACAAAAACUGUUUGUGCAGAGCAUCUUGAAUUAAGAAAGGAAAUACUUACUCUGUUGAAUCUUCAGAAGCAGUUGCAAUAUAAGGAGGCAGAAGGUUCAUCAUUCCGUGAAGGCUCCUUUGUUGAAAUGCCAGGCAGUCCUAAACGUUUGUUUCGUGGUGCGGACCAGGAUCGAACAUUUGUUCCAGAUUCCUUUGGUUUUGGAGGGGAAAGAGUUGGGAAACGAGACCAGAAGCGCAAGGGACCUGGAAGGCAAUUGGAGGGUCCAUCACCAGCCCAUAAAAGGCCUAGGAAGAUGAAAGCUCCUGAUCUCUAGUUCUACAAGGUGCAGAAGCUAAUUAACUUCCAGGUCGGGGUUUAAAAUAUUUUGCGGGAAGCCGAUACAGAAGCUCUCCAAAUUUUUUUGAGCCUUCGUACCUUGAAAUGUUUAAAGUCAUGUUUUACAUGAUGUAACGAGAGCCUGAACUUGCAAAAGGCCGAGGAUAGGAUGAAUCUGACAUGAAUACCACCUUGUUGGUGUUAUGUAAAUUCUUUGUUCACUUCUGAUAGUUAUUGGGGAUCAUAAUCCAGUUGGAAACCGAUGGUUCUGAAUUAAUACUACGCUACGUAAAUAAAUGAUGUAUGUAUAUAUAUAUAUAUAUGUAUAUAUAUACAGAUCUGUAUUUCCUGAAAAUUUUUCUUGGCAAUGUAUUAAACUUCAGCUCUUUGUUGUU